AUUGAAUAUAUUUCUCAAUUUUUUUUAGGGUUAGGUACAGAAUCACUAUAAUAUACAUAUAUUUAAAAAAAACAUGGUGUCUAGCCGCAGUAAUGAAACCGAUUUAGAGCAACCUUGUUUUGAUAAUCCAAAAGACGAAGCUCUAUACUGGAAACAGAUUGCUGAAGAUUAUAUACAAAAGCUACAAGAUGUCAGGGACGAAUUUGAUGAGUUUCAAGAAGGUAGUAGAGAACUUGAACAAGAACUUGAGGCUCAAUUAGAACAAUAUGAACAAAGAGUUAAAGAUUUAGUUAAUACAAAGAGUUCAUUAGAAGAAGAAAAUGAAAUGCUAAAGGAAAAACUUGAAUCAACUUCUCGAGACACAUAUUUACAAAUAACAGCACUACAGGAUGAAAAUGCCCAGGUAAAAGCUGUAAAAGAGGAAAUGUCAAAAUAUAUACGUGAACUGGAGCAAGGUAACGAUGACCUGGAAAGAUCGAAAAGAGCAACAAUAUGUUCACUGGAAGAAUUUGACGCCAGACUAAAUAGUGCCAUCGAACGCAAUGCUUUCCUUGAAAAUGAAUUAGAAGAGAAAGAAGAACUGAUGAUCACUGUACAAAGACUAAAAGAUGAAGCCAGGGACUUAAAAGCUGAUUUGGCACUUAAUAGUAGACAGCGCCACCAGUCGCUGAGCGAGUCGAAAUCAAAAAUAACGGAAACCGAACACAACGCACAUAUAUCGCAUCAAGCUAAUGAUACACCAGAUGGGAACAAGUUGCACAAAGAGCCCUCCACGCCUAAAAAACCGAUCGACACAAUUGAACAUAAUACUCCAAAAACACACCACGAUUCGUUUGAAUUGGAGAAGAACAGAACAAAUAGUUUACUGUCGGCAAAUUCUACGACGCCGAUGAGUAGAGGUAAUCCAAAUUCAAUGACUCCGUCGGCGAGGAUUUCCGCUUUAAAUAUAGUUAGUGAUCUACUACGAAAAGUUGGGGCUUUAGAAUCCAAACUUGCCAGCUGUCGAAACUUCGUUCAAGACCAUCCUAGGAACGGUAAAACACCUCACAACGUGCACGGUGUGACUCCAAUCACAGAUUCGCCCAAAGGCAAGCCAAAGAAUAUGAACACAAAAAACAAUUCAAAAAACGUAUCCGGCUUGGUAAAAGAUAUGGCGAAUACGAAGUUGGAAACCUAGAUAAUUUCACUACUCGCAAAGCUACUCAGGUUCUUUCUGUUUUAUGAGCAAGAUAUAAAUUUGUGAAUAUAAGUUAUUUGUAACCCCUUGCUUGCGUUGCUGCUCCACUUUUGUUAUCACGUUUCUGACUCUUCCACUAAAACAGCAAGGAGGGUUAGUUAUGUUUGUUACACGUAUGAAUAAUAUGUUACAGUUCUUCAGUUUUAAGAGAACACUUCUCGCAAGAUUUUCCCCGGUUUAAAUUGACAUUAUCCAUGAUCAAACCUACGCAGACAAAUAGUGUUGUUUUGAUUACUACUUUAAAAGGUUCAGUGAGGCUGUUGCUUACAUUAACUUCCCUUCUAAAACAAUCAAUUUCUGCUUUUUUUUUUCGGCAGUAGUAAAGAUACAUAUCAUAACUCCAUUCCGCUUUUUAUCGUAUUCUGUAUUAUCUGUAUGAUGAAAAUAAAGUUUCGUGCUUUAGUUUACUUCGCAUCGUGUACUCAUAAGAGUAUUGUUAACAUAAUAAUUGUAAAUAUAACUUGGUUAAUCUUUUAACGAAAAUAAGUAGAUUAUAUACGGAA
Messenger RNA from Hydractinia symbiolongicarpus, 1740 nucleotides. RefSeq names its product nuclear distribution protein nudE-like 1-B. Gene Ontology annotation, molecular function: microtubule binding. Gene Ontology annotation, cellular component: kinesin complex; kinetochore; centrosome. Gene Ontology annotation, biological process: cell migration; mitotic centrosome separation; microtubule nucleation. The record is from RefSeq and is a predicted model, not a curated record. NCBI's taxonomy places the organism in Eukaryota, Metazoa, Cnidaria, Hydrozoa, Anthoathecata, Hydractiniidae. The coding region runs from base 74 to 1177 and encodes 367 amino acids. The transcript has 8 exons.